AUAUGCUGACAUUUGAGAUGGUGCUGCCGUGCUGCCACCUGUGAGUCGGUGAAUGAAGCUGAAUAUGAUCCACCACAUCCGUAUUACUUAUUGGUUAUAUUAUUAUUAAUUAAAUAAAUAGCGCAGAAGAGAUAGCAAUCAAGUUAUCAGCAAAAUUAACAACAAACAGGUUCAUAUACUAACAAACAUCGGUUAGUAGUGUUGUUCAUAUACAUGACAACACAGUUUCUUUAGAGGUUAUAAACUACUUACAUCAAAUGCUCGUCUAAAUUUGUAUUUUAUAAUAAUUGUAAAGCAAUAUUAAAAUGUUAUCCAAGCAAAGCUACGGAUUUCUAGGAAAGGAAUGUAGUCAGUUUCUAAAACAUGGUUUCAAUACCAUCAAUUAUUCAACAACGAUUCCCAAACCCAAAACUGGCAUAAUUAUGUUGAACAUGGGAGGGCCUCAACACAUACAUGAAGUCCAAGAUUAUUUACGGCGAAUUAUGACAGAUACAGAUGUUAUACAAUUCCCGUUCGCCCAAAACCUUAUGGGAGAAUGGAUUGCGAAAAGACGAACAGCAGAAGUUCAAAAGAAAUAUCAGGAAAUCGGUGGUGGUUCUCCAAUUUUAAAGUGGACCACUCUUCAAGGCAAGCUGUUAUGCGAAAAAUUGGACAAAGAGCAUCCAGAAACAGCGCCACAUAAAGCAUAUCCAGCAUUUCGCUACGCAAAACCUUUUACAGAAGAUGCGUUAGAUGAACUACAAAGUGACGGGGUUCAAAGGGCAAUAAUUUUCUCUCAAUAUCCACAGUACAGUUGCGCGACAUCAGGUUCCAGCCUAAAUGUUGUACAUAAAUACUUCCAGAAAAACGGCCUUCCAAAAGAUCUUAAACUGAGUAUAAUUGAUCGAUGGUCUGUUCAUCCUCUUUUGGCUAAGUGCUUUGCAGAUUUGAUUCAAAAAGAACUUCAUAAAUUGCCCGAAGAUGUUAGAAAAGAAGCAGUAAUAUUGUUUUCUGCGCAUUCCUUGCCUCUUAAGGCUGUAAAUCGUGGCGAUUCAUAUCCUUCAGAAGUAGGAUGUACAGUACAAUUGGUAAUGUGGGAUUUGAAGUACUGCAAUCCAUAUCAGCUCGUCUGGCAAUCGAAAGUAGGACCUUUACCUUGGUUAGGUCCAUUUACGGAUGAAUCGGUGAAAAGCUACGCGAAACAAGGGAAAAAGGCCAUUAUUGUUGUUCCCAUCGCUUUUGUGAAUGACCAUAUAGAGACUUUACAUGAACUUGACAUCGAACUUGUUGAAGAAGCCAAACAUGUCGGUAUUGAUAUUAUUAGAAGAGUACCUGCUCCUAACGACCAUCCGAUUUUCAUAGAAGCUCUAACUGAUAUCGUAAAGCACCAUUUGAAGAGUAAUCUGCCAGUUAACCCAAAACUACUAAACCGAUGUCCGCAUUGUGUAAAUCCCUCUUGCAUAUCAAGCAAAACAUGGUUUUCUGCUAAUUGCAGCCUUUAAGUCGAUUUCAGCAUCAGGUGAAUUUUUGGUAUCAUAUACCUAUCGGUGCUUGUUUAGAUUUUUUUUAAGUAAUGAUAAUUUGGGCUUACAGUUUGUUAUUGGAUGUGUUUCAACAGUAAUGAGUUUGUUGCUACAUAUAUAUUAGUACAGGAUAUAAGGGUUUUUAAAGACUAUGAUCUAAACUUUUCUGGGAGGAUCGGUCAAGAACAUUUAUUUUUUAUAAAUGUUCAAACAAAAAAGUAAAUAAAUUGGUAAAUAAAGCAUGUUUUGAUGAGAAAAAUGCUUUACUUACUACUACAUACGAAAAAUGUUUAUAUAUGGCAUUAUGCAAAGCAUGGUUUACUGCCACUUGCAGCCGAUAAAUUGAUUUUAUCAUAUAAGAGUAUUAUUUUUGGAGGCAUUGUUAUGUCGGCAUCGGGUGAAAUUUUGUUAUUUGAUCACGGUUUUUAAUUAAUGAUGAUUGUUAUAUCGAAUAUUAAUUAGAAAUAAAACGUAUCAACUUUUAAA
Dendroctonus ponderosae (mountain pine beetle) is the source of this 1988-nucleotide messenger RNA. Its product is annotated as ferrochelatase, mitochondrial. The record is from RefSeq and is a predicted model, not a curated record. Lineage: Eukaryota; Metazoa; Arthropoda; Insecta; Coleoptera; Curculionidae. Gene Ontology annotation, molecular function: protoporphyrin ferrochelatase activity. Gene Ontology annotation, biological process: heme biosynthetic process. The transcript is spliced from 6 exons. The coding region runs from base 306 to 1481 and encodes 391 amino acids.